AAGAAGAAAAGGGAUUAAGUUAGCCGGUCGUCGCUGGGCUAAGAGAAGAGCCGCCGCGAAAACUCUAUUUUGUCGCUAUUUACUUUAUUCUCCUAUCAGCACACGUCUGUCGUCGUAUAGACAGACACUAAAAAAAAAAAAAACGCUUCCUGUUGAGAUUCGCCAAAGUGGACUUUGUAGUUGUUAGCUUAGCUUAGCAACACGUCGCUAAGCCGAGCGUUUAACGUCAUCGUGCCCCCCCCCCCCAAAAAAAACAAAAAUGUGUAAAGUGAAGAUGCUGAGGACGUUGGUGAAGCAGCGCCUGAACGUGGCCGUCGAGGAGGUCAUUGAACUGUUUGAGAGGACGAUCGCGGAGUACGAGAAGCAACUUUGUCGAAGCAAAGACGAGAACGAGCCACGACGACGGGACGAUGUUUCCAAUCUUCGUCUUCUGUCGUCCAAAGCAGAUAUGCAGCAGGUGCUGGUGGAGGGUCAAGCAGAAAAGGUUGCCUCUGAGAAGCAGGAGGAGCCAGUAAAGUCCCCCCACAUUAAAGAGGAAGAGGAGGACGUGUGGAGCCGUCAGGAUGGGCAGCAGCUUCAAGGGCUGGAGGAGGCUGACGUCACCAAGUUCACAUGGACUGGCGUGUAUGUGAAGAGCGAAGAUGACCAAGGUCAGUCCUCACAGCUCCGUCACAGUCAAAGCGAGGAGAAGUCGAGUCAACGUGAGACGACAGAGGGUGCCGGAGAACACUGUGAAGGAUCAGAAUCGGGCAACAUCGCGCCACUCUCAGAUAUGGAUGACAUGAUGUCACACUCGUCUGACACCGAUCACAGCGACGACACCAAAGAAGCAUUGAGGACGAAGAAGAAGUCUAAAGGGGCGCGUCACGCUGACAACAAACACUUUGACUGCCCGGAAUGUGGGAAAACGUUUACCAAUAAGAGCGUUUUGAAAAAUCACAUGGUAACGCACACCGGAGAGAAACCUUUUGUGUGUGCGGUUUGCGAUAAACGAUUCUCCUUGAAGCAUCACAUGAAGAGACACAUGAGAGUGCACGCGGGGGAGAAAGCUUUUUUCCCCUGCUCAAUUUGCGACAAAAGAUUCCGAGAUGAGGCCGCCAUGCAAGAGCACAUGAGAACACACACUGGGGAGAAACACUUGUCACCCAGCAGCUCAAGUCAACACGUAGCAGAAGCAGAUGGAGAACAAGCAGACGACGCGCCACUGUCAGAUGUUGACUACGUGAUGUCACAAUCUUCCGACACCGAGAACAGUGACGACGGCAAAGAGCUUUUGAAAACAAGAAAGAAGUCCGGGGUUGAUGCGACGUAUCACUCUGAAACCAAACUGUACAUUUGCACCGGAUGUGGCAAAACUUUUACCAACAAAAGUGUUCUCAGAAAUCACAUGGUAACGCACACAGGAGAGAAACCUUUCACUUGCUCAGUGUGUGAUAAAAGAUUCUCCUUCAAGCAGAAUAUGAGGAGACACAUGGCGAUACACACGGGGGAGAAACCCCAUUCCUGUCCCUUUUGCGAUAAAAGAUUCUACGAUAAGUUUGAAAUGAAGAGACACAUGCUCACGCACACGGCCGAGAAGCCUUUUGCGUGUUCAGAGUGCGCUAAAAGUUUCUCUCGUAGGUCGCAUUUCCGAAUGCACAUGAAAAAGCACACGGCGGAGAAACCGUCGACCUCCAGCAGCUCCAGUCAACACGUGCGAACAGAAGCCGACGCGGACCAAUGUGAGGAUCUCGCACAACCAGACAACUUGGCUCCGCUGUCGGAUAUGGACGACGUGAUGUCGCAGUCUUCUGACAUUGACCACAGCGAUGAGCCCAAAGAACCUUCUGAGACAAAUAAGAACUCCGAAGUCGAUAUGACGCAUCCCAACGACAACAAACAAUUUCACUGUUCCGUAUGUGAGAAAACAUUUGCGAACAAAGGAAGUUUGAAAACGCACAUGUUAACGCACACCGGAGAGAAACCUUUCGCUUGCCCGGUUUGCGACAAACGAUUCUCCAUAAAGCAGAAUAUGAAGAGACACAUGGCGAUACACACGGGGGAGAAACCUUACUCCUGCCCCGUGUGCGAGAAAAGAUUCUACGUGGAGUUUGAAAUGAAACGACACAAGAGGAUACACACAGCCGAGAAACCUUUUACGUGUUCGCUUUGCGCUAAAAGUUUCUCUUGUAGCAAUUAUCUGACGCUGCACAUGAGCACGCACACGUCGGAGAAACCUUUCGCGUGUCCCGUUUGCGCUAAAAACUUUUCGCACAGAUCGUAUCUCAGACAACACAUGAAAAUACACGCUGCGGAGAAACCUUUCACGUGUUCCGUUUGCUCGAAAGGAUUCUCCAGCCGAGCGUAUCUCAGAAUACACAUGAGCGCGCACACUGGGGAGAAACUUUUUGCGUGUUCAGUUUGCGAUAAAGGUUUUUCCCGCAAAUCGCAAUUCAGAAAGCACAUGAGAAUACACACGGGGGAGAAGUUUGCUUGCUCGGUUUGCACGAGCAGUUUCACGAGUAUAGAACUUCUCAUAGCGCACAUGAGAACGCACAUGGAGGAGAAUCCUUUGGCGUCCAGCAGCUCGAGUCAACUGAUGACAACAGAAGCUGAUGGAGAACAAGCAGACAACUUCGCUCCCUUGUCAGAUAUGGACGACAUGAUGUCACACGCGUCUGACAGUGACGACGACGACGAACAUUUGGAGACUAAUAAGAACUAGGGCGAAAUAGUGUGUAAAGUAGAGGUACAACAAUAAACCGACAACUAAUCGAUUAUGGAAUUAUUAUUAUUACUAUUUUGAUAAACGAUUACUCGUUUAGAAACUCUUGUUAACUUAAAAUUGUCCAAAUCUUCAGAAUUUCAGCCUCAACAGUAAAUAUUAGACCAUUUCUGUAGUCGUUCAUGAAAGCAGAGUAUUUGUGUUUAUUCAAAAUAAGACAUUUGGAAACAUCUGCUUUUAUUUUGGAAAACGAUCAACAUUUUGGACAAUUUUCUGAUAUGUUACACAUAAAAAGUUUGUGCAUUUUCGGCACCGUGUUUGAAAUAAUGUUCUGAUUUUGAAUAAAGAGAAAUUCAAACAUGCUUUUAAAUUUGAUUCAUAAAAAAACAAAUCAACAGAUUAGUCAAUUAAAGUAAUUGUUAGUUGCAGCCCCAGUGUAAAGCGCAACGCAAUCCUUGAUCCUUGGGAUAUUUUGAAGAAAAAUAUAGACACCCUGUGAAGUGAUUUUGGAGAUUUGUGUCUAAAUACAUUAACGUUGGAAGAGAUAUUUGCUGAUAUGUUACUGAAAACAUGCAAAGACUGAAAACGUAGUAAUUAUGAAUUGUGGAGGCGUAGCGUUCAGUUUUUCACCACUUCAAUUUUCCUGAUUUCUUUUUUUUUGGGGUGCGGGUGGCUAAAACUGCAUUCGGCAUCAGUGACCCCUCCCCAACUAUGACAUCGGUGGUUGUCCGACACAAUUGCGAGUUAAUUAUUAUUACGAGGCCUAUUUCUACCACUACAAUGUGCAGCUGGCUAGCUAGCUAUGCCUGUCCCCUAAAAAAAGGUAGCUUCCCUGGAUGUCAACAAUUUACGGAACAGCUUGGUGGUGUUCUUUUAAAUUACCGAGCGAGGAGGCACCGUGGACAGGCCUGUCUGCUGGUGCAGCGCAGCCCCAGAAGCCUGUUCGCUCUCAAGCUAGCUAGCUGGUGGCUAGCGAUCUUGCACGAUGACCCAGUGGGAUCCAUAUAUGCAAGCCACCAAAAUGAAAUGAAUUUUUUGUUUUUUUUAAAGCACUGUCCCAUUUAAUGGAAAUUGUAAAUAUGUAUUCAUUGUCGAAAACAAAAUUAAAAAAAUACUUACAACUGAAAUUCUUAGCCUGAUCUUUUUCAUUUCCUGUUGGGAUUGUGUACAAAGGACUGCAGUUCUGGAUAGUGUUGACACUGGAUUUCCUGAAAUCUUAUGAUCAUUUCUUUGGGUUGUAACACAUUUAGGUUGAGGAUAGCUUCCCCCUUCUGUACUGACUUCUGGUUGCAUAAUAACAGGUGGGCAUCACCAGGUAUAUAGUAUGAACAUAUCUAUAUAUUUUUUUAAAUGAUCUGUUAUGCAUACUACAUUCUCCAAUUUGUGCGCAAGUAUUUAUUUUUAUGCUUCGGGCUUGUGCACAUUCCAGCAAUGCGCAUUCUCCUGUCCAGACGUCUGACGAACCUACCGCGUGUAACACAGAAAUGUG
Messenger RNA from Phycodurus eques (leafy seadragon), 4193 nucleotides. RefSeq names its product zinc finger protein 665-like. Lineage: Eukaryota; Metazoa; Chordata; Actinopteri; Syngnathiformes; Syngnathidae. The record is from RefSeq and is a predicted model, not a curated record. Gene Ontology annotation, molecular function: DNA-binding transcription factor activity; RNA polymerase II cis-regulatory region sequence-specific DNA binding. Gene Ontology annotation, biological process: regulation of transcription by RNA polymerase II.